Molecule: messenger RNA, 1282 nt
Organism: Sesamum indicum (sesame)
Lineage: Eukaryota; Viridiplantae; Streptophyta; Magnoliopsida; Lamiales; Pedaliaceae
Biological process (GO): protein retention in ER lumen
Cellular component (GO): membrane
Molecular function (GO): ER lumen protein retrieval receptor activity
Source: RefSeq, a predicted model, not a curated record
CAAUUAAACACUUGUCCGGUUUUCUCUCUCCCUCAAAAUCACUCUCCCCACCAUUUUCCCCUUCUCAUUUUCCCUCAACCGUCCAUCAAAUCCAGGGGAAGUGAAUUGGAAUUGUAAAUCCCCGGGAAAAAAGGUUUUUACACAUACUGUUGCUUGCAUUACGCGUGCCGAAUUAUGAGGCCACCGAAGAGGCCGAUCCAAGCGGUGUCCACAUGGGUGCGGCGGCAGCCGCCCAAGGUGAAGGCGUUUCUCGCUGUGGUUAGCGGCAUGGUGGCGCUUGUGCUGCUUCGAGCAGUUGUGCACGAUCACGAUAAUCUUUUUGUUGCAGCGGAGGCUGUUCACGCGAUCGGAAUUUCGGUUCUGAUUUACAAGUUGAUGAAGGAGAGGACUUGUGCUGGGCUUUCACUCAAAUCCCAGGAGCUAACAGCUAUCUUCUUGGCUGUUAGAUUGUAUUGCAGUUUUGUCAUGGAAUAUGACAUACACACGAUUCUUGAUAUGACUACGCUGGCUACAACCUCAUGGGUUAUUUAUAUGAUUCGUUUUAAACUGAGGUCGAGUUACAUGGAGGAUAAAGACAAUUUUGCACUGUAUUAUGUGGUGGGUCCUUGUGCUAUUUUAGCUUUACUCAUUCACCCAUCCACAUCACAUCACAUCGUAAACAGGAUUGCCUGGGCUUUCUGUGUUUAUCUUGAAGCUGUUUCGGUGCUUCCUCAGCUUCGUGUCAUGCAAAACACCAAGAUUGUUGAACCAUUUACGGCUCAUUAUGUAUUUGCCCUAGGCGUUGCGAGGUUCUUGAGCUGUGCUCAUUGGGUUCUCCAGGUUUUGGACACCCGAGGUCAUCUUCUCGUGGCUUUGGGUUAUGGACUCUGGCCUUCAAUGGUUCUUAUAUCAGAAAUUGUUCAGACCUUCAUCCUGGCAGACUUCUGCUAUUACUAUGUAAAGAGUGUUUUCGGGGGACAACUCGUGUUGCGGCUUCCUUCUGGAGUGGUGUAACUAGAUAAGCCUAUUCUAGUUGUUUCUGGUGCACCACACGGCUUGGUCACUGGUUCCUUACAGCGUAGAGAUCUGGUUGGUAGUUCACACAAAUUGGAUGUUUACCUCACUCGCAAGUUACCUGAAAAAUCAUAUUUUGGAUUAACUGUACCUGUACUAAUUCGGUUUUAGAUAGUGGAUUUCGCUUCACUGUAGCAUUUAAACUCUUAAUUAAUGACCAGAACACACAUUAUUUCGUAAUCUUCUCUUGUUUUUUCUUCAGUUGGCUUACAAAGUAUCUCUUAAUUAA